GGUUGAUUAGGCUUCCACCACUACCGAGCGAACAGCAACAAUCACGGAAUCAUCUGAGAAAACACCAUAAUCAAUACCUAUCUUCCUAAUAAUUCCCCUGGGCACCUCAUUGUUCAUUAAUUUUAAUCAUUAUUUUAAUAGCUUUCCAUCCCCAGUAAUUUUUUUUUAUUUGUUUAUAAUCACUGCAUAACGACGGCUUAGCAUUAAUUCCACAAAAUCGCAGCAAAUUAGGCACGACAAGAAAAACCCAGAAGCCCAAAAACACUCAUUUCACUGCUCCGUACGAAUAGCCUGAGCAAAAGAAGACCUGGGUUGUGUCCUCAACAGGAGCCACGUUUCGAAAGUUUAAGGCUUUUGGGUUUUGAUCUGUCUCUGAUGGUGAUCGAUCUGUGACGAGGUAAGUGGAUAUGGUGGGAUGAAGGAGAAGACACGAAGGAAUGGCUCGGGUAGGAGAAUGGGGAUUUAAAGGUAGAGCGAAAUGGGGCUGUUCGUACAAGAAGACCACUCUCAUCGUUUGCUCCAUUAACAUUGUUGUUGCUCUAUAUGUUCUUCGUUCUCUCUACGCUUCUCUGUACAUCUACUCCGAUAGAGAUUCACGUCCCACUCUUGAGUACACUCCAGAUCAGAUUAGGAAAAUGGAGGAAUCAGUUCGGAUUCGAAAAGCAGCUGAACCGGUUGAGCUCAUUAGAUUGGUAAAGGCACUAAAGAAGGAGCUUUCCAGAGAGGUAGUGGUUGAAUUGCCACAGCCUUUGAAACUGAAGAUAACCAAUGAGAUAGUUGAGAGGUUGAAAACCUUGAGGCCCAAAGCAAAUGUUACUGAGCAGAGAGAAUUUGUCGAAAGAUGGUGCAAAGAAAAACUGAAGGAAGCUAAGCAGUUGGCUCUUGAGACAGACGCUUCAAAUUCAACAAUUCUUCAUGAGGAAGCAGAAAUGCUAGUAAAAGCUUUGGAGUCUGAUUGGACAGUGCUGUUGGAAGACAUGGGCCUUUGGAUACCUGCUAACACAGAACAUCACGAUAAACCUGAGGGUGAAGAGGAGGAGGAGUUAGAUCAAAUUUUGCCGGGAAGGCCACUUCCACCUGAAUGCCAUGCGGAAGUUCACACAGAUUAUGAUGGUGCUGCUGUAAGAUGGGGGCUUAACCACCACAAAGAUAGUGCAGCUGACUGUUGUCAGGCUUGCUUGGAUCAAGCUAAACGUGCUAAGCCUAACGAAAAGAGAUGUAAUAUAUGGGUAUACUGCCCGUCUGAAAGCGGUUGCCAUUCUCCAGAUAUCUAUGAGCAUAAACUUGGAGAGUGCUGGCUAAAAUACGCAGAAGCGCCCAAACUCAAUUUUAAGGACAAGUAUCCUGAAUCAUACAGAAACAACCAUCCAUCUGCACCACUUGUUGUUCCUUGGGCCUCUGGCAUUGUUGGUGCAUGAUAGGAUUUAUCCAGAAAAAAGAAAAAAGAAAAAGGACAAACCCUUGUCAUUGUAAUGUGAUCUGCAAAGGCUAACCAUGUUCUGGAAAUAUCACAAAACACACGCAUAUAUAGCUUCACUGGAAUCUCUAAUCAUGGUCUCCCUGGGUUUAUAUAUUUUUGUUCCUAUCAAAUUGUUUUGUGAAAAAUAGAAGAAAUAGGGAGAAAUUCUUUGUAAGAGAGAGUGGGGUGGAGUCACUGAAGGUUAAGGUAUGCCCCAUGCUUGUUGUUUGUUCACAAGUCAUUUUUUUGUAAUACGGAUUGUCAUCGUACGGGUGCCGACGGUUCAAGGUGAAGAAGUCUUGGUCGGAGGCAAAGUGAGCUUUGUUGUUAGACAUUGAAACUUUCCCUGGAAUGAUUGAUUAAUUAAUGGGGAAUAUGAAUUUCCGUCUCUGAACA
Prunus mume (Japanese apricot) is the source of this 1855-nucleotide messenger RNA. Its product is annotated as dimethylallyl, adenosine tRNA methylthiotransferase. NCBI's taxonomy places the organism in Eukaryota, Viridiplantae, Streptophyta, Magnoliopsida, Rosales, Rosaceae. The record is from RefSeq and is a predicted model, not a curated record.